Messenger RNA from Papaver somniferum (opium poppy), 852 nucleotides. Its product is annotated as protein MAIN-LIKE 2-like. The coding region runs from base 1 to 852 and encodes 283 amino acids. The record is from RefSeq and is a predicted model, not a curated record. The transcript is spliced from 2 exons. NCBI's taxonomy places the organism in Eukaryota, Viridiplantae, Streptophyta, Magnoliopsida, Ranunculales, Papaveraceae.
AUGACUUGGGAUGAGUUGUAUUUACUUGCUGAGGAAACUCUAGAUUGGCCAAAAGACAAGACAAAAUUGGAGUUUGCCUAUGCUGCUAAAGAGGUGAAGUUUGUGGAUUCUAGCACAAAGAAGUUGAAGAAAAUCAAGUUCACCGCUUUGAAAAAGUAUUUUGGAGACACAAAAGAGAAAAUUUCAAAGGGAGAGAUGGUCAUGGACGAGGUCACAGCUAGGCGCACAGCUACCGCGUAUUUGUUGUAUACUUUAGGAAGUGUUAUAUUUCCUGAUAACAGUGGGAACAAGGUUAAUGCUCAAUACCUUCAAUUAUUAAGGGAUUUGAAAAGCUUCCACAAGUACUCUUGGGGAACUGCUGCCCUUUCUUUCAUAUCCGAGAAACUUGGAACUGCCUCUAGGUUAACAAGUACAAAUAUUGGACGUUAUUUCACCAUGCUUCAGGUAUGGAUAUAUGACCAUUUCUUGGAAUUGAAAUUUUCCAAGGAAGAUGACAAGUGGGUAGAUACAUUCCCUACCUCGGGAAAAUGGAUUUUCAAGGAAAAUAAGAAGAGGAAUAAAAAAGAAAUCUUGAUAGAUUUGAGAGAAAAGUUAGACUAUUUGACUGUUGAACAGGUUGUAUUUCAACCAUACAAAAAGGAUGAAGAAGAUGAUGAUGUUGUUGAGGAUGAAGAUAUGCCAUUUGGGAUGUACUACGGGCCGUUGUUUUAUCUCGAAGGAUUUAUAGCGCUUGAUCCCUGUCGAGUAGUCCGUCAAUAUGGAUUUAUCCAAACGAUUCUGGUGCUAGAGGAAUCAAAGUUCAAGUUGUUUCCCAAGGGUUCUAAUGGAACUAAGAGUACGAAAAGUUCAUGA